Molecule: messenger RNA, 2439 nt
Organism: Australozyma saopauloensis
Lineage: Eukaryota; Fungi; Ascomycota; Pichiomycetes; Serinales; Metschnikowiaceae
Gene: VTC3
Product: vacuolar transporter chaperone
Exons: 1
Coding region: 1-2439 (812 amino acids)
Cellular component (GO): vacuolar transporter chaperone complex; fungal-type vacuole membrane
Source: RefSeq, a predicted model, not a curated record
AUGUCCGAAGCCGAGCCCCAAAACAUGCUCUUCGACAACAAACUCCAGAGGGAGAUCUAUGGUCCUUGGAAGGAUUACUACAUCAACUACGUCAAGUUGAAGAAGUUGUUGAAAGAGGGGGUUAUUUUGAAGGAUGCGUGGUCCGAGAAAGAUGAGCAGAACUUCGUCCAGGCCUUGGAUCUGGACUUGGAAAAAGUCUACACUUUCCAGCAUAACAAGUUCGACGAGUUGAACGACUACUUAAACGAGUUGCAGGCUGCCACUGAACAGCCUGGUGCUGAGUUUGAUGUGCUGGGCUUCACCAGCAAACUUGAGCUGGUGCUUAGCUUGGCGCAGGAAUUGAACCAUUUCCAGCGGUUGAACUAUACUGGGUUCACCAAGAUCGUCAAGAAACAUGACCGCUUGCACUCUGCGUACUCUGUCAAGCCCUUGUUGAAUGUUCGGUUGAAGAACUUGCCCUUCCACAGUGAGGACUACUCGCCACUUUUGUUCAAGAUUUCUGCUUUGUUCCAGUUUUUGCGUGAUAACUACAACUUGGACCAGGCUAUGUCGAAGUUGCUGUCUUUCAAUGACGAAUCCUCCGUGGAGGAGUACAAGUCGUUCAAGUUUUGGGUGCAUCCAGACAACUUGAUGGAAGUCAAGGCAACCAUCCUUCGUCGUCUUCCUGUCCUCGUCUACAACCAAAAGAAUGACGGUCUCAAUGACGACGACGACGAUGACGACGACGAUGAUGACGAAGAUCCAUACUCUAAGCUUUCCAAGAACGAUCCAAACAUCAACUGUUUGUACUUUGACAGUGAAAACUUCGAUUUGUACAACAACAAGUUGAUCAAGUCGCCUAACGCAAGUACCUUGCGUUUCAAGUGGAUUGGUCCAUUGUACAACAAGCCAGAGAUUCUGAUUGAGAAGAAGGUUUUCGAGAAGCAAUCUGAAACCUACAAUGUCGACGAGAAAAUCACUUUGAAGGAGAAGCAUUUGGAUGCACUUGUCAACGGUACCUUCGACGUCGAGAAGUACUUGAAGAAGUUGAGCCGUAAAGGCAAGUCCGACCGUGAAAUUGAUGACACCAGAAAGCACAUCACUUCCAUCGAGGCUUACAUCAAGGAAAACCACUUGCAACCUUGUCUCAGAACCACAUACAAGAGAACUGCGUUCCAAAUCCCUGGUGAUGACAAUGUUAGAGUCGUCAUUGACUCCGACAUCUUCUUCAUCCGUGAAGAUGCUUUCGACCAACAGCGUCCUAUCAGAGACCCCCACAAGUGGCACAGAACUGAUAUCGACUCCCGUGUCAACAACCCAUUUUCAUUGUUGAGAAAGGGUGAGUAUGUCAAGUUUGCCUACGCUGAAAUGGAGAUCAAGAUCAAGACCAGAAGAAAGGGUAAGAAGUUGACUUGGGUUGACGACUUGGUUCAAUCUCAUUUGGUCAAGGAGAUCCCUAACUUCUCCAAAUUUGUUCACGGUAUCUCUUCCCUUUUCUUGGAGGACGAUAAGUUGGAGAGCAUUCCAUUUUGGUUCAACGAAUUGGAGUCUGACAUCAAGGUUGACCCUCAACAGGCCAUGAUUGACACAAAGGAGAAGAUGGCUAAGUUGCAGACUGACGAGGAGAACUUGUUGAAAUUCAGAUCGAUGUUGUCGAAUUCUUCAAACUCCACAUCUUAUGCACCAAGAUCUAAGUCCUUCUCUGUGUCUGAGUUGGGUCUUCCUGAUGUUGCUAAACAAAGCCAGGACGACAAAGCUUUGGCUCCUAUAACUGAAGCCAAUACUGAAGAUGUGACUGCCACUACCUCUGGUGGUGACUUGGACCAAUCUUCGGACGAUUACGAGGAAGAGGAAAUCACCAAGAAGUCAGUGCUCCCAUUGCAGAAGCUCCAAGAUACUUUCUCUAAAUUGUUGGACGUUGAUUCCGAAGAAGAGGAAAUUGAUUUGCCUAUCGGAGUUUCCAAGCCAGAAUCUUACAUCAAGAACGCUGGUCCACUUCAAAUUGAGCCUAAGGUUUGGAUGGCUAACGAGCGUACCUUCAACAGAUGGUUGCAUGUUACCACUUUGCUUUCUACCUUGACAUUCAUUAUCUACUCCUCCACCAACAAGGCUAACUUUUCCACGUUAGCUACUUGGUUGGCAUACCUCUACUUCGGUUUGACCUUGUUCUCUGGAGUUUGGGGCUACUACAUUUUCAUGCGUAGAAGAGACAUCAUCAUGCAACGUUCAGACAGCCACUUGGACAAUGUCUUUGGACCAUUGUUGAUUGCCUUUGGAUUGAUGGCCGGUUUGAUCAUCAACUUCGUCUAUGGUUUCAAGAGUGUCUCCCAAGAGCUCAACGCCAUUAAUACUGCCGAGCUUGGCUCAUUCACUGCCUCUGGUAUCACACACGAGUUCCUUGCUAGAAACCCUAUUCAGAAGACCAUUUUGGACUUUGUGUUCAAACUCGUUGGCGCUUAA